AUGAAAUAGAUUUAAAAGAGAAAAAAUAAAUCAAAGCAAUAACAAAAGGUUAAGCUUGAUUCAUCUUAAAUAAUCAAGCUGAUGACAGCCUAAAAAUAAAAAUAAGAAAAGGGCUCUAAAAAUUUUUGCAACCUAAUUGGUAUGAGCUUUAUUAAAAUUCCAAUAUAUAAAUUUUCACCAGAAAUAAAUCAGUAUCUCUAAAAAUACAAUAAAGAAAGUAAUUAUGUAUAUUAUUUUUCAAAGCAACUGUAAGUUUUAUAUAAUGUAAUCUUACAACUCUAGAAGGACUCAAUUUUGAUGGCACUUAAGUUAAAUAUUUGAGAGUAGAUUACAACAGUUUGAAAGGAGACUCAUUAUAAUUUAUUGCAUAACAUUUCCCUAAUUUAAUUACUUUAAAUCUUAAACAUAACUAAAUAGCAAAUUUAGAAGUAUGUCUAAUAUAUAUUUUUAGGAUUUAGUGCAUUUAAAACAUCUGAAAAAUUUAGAAGAUUUAAAUCUAUCAUUUAAUCCAGUUAAAAAGUAUUAAGAUUAUAAAACAACUAUUUUUUAACAUUUACCUUAAUUAUCAAAUUUGGAUAAUGAAAUGGAUACUGAUGAUUCAAUGGCAGACACAAGUGAAGAUUUGAUUGUAAAAUUUUAAUAUAAAUAGUAGCUUUAAAGUUCAGAGGAUGAGGAAAGUGAAGCUAGCUUUGAUGAUUACGAGGAAAGCAGUGAAGAAGAUAAAAAACAAAAAAAUAAAAGAAAAAAAGUUAAGAAAUGA
Messenger RNA from Paramecium pentaurelia, 760 nucleotides. The record is from the annotation of a GenBank genome assembly. Lineage: Eukaryota; Ciliophora; Oligohymenophorea; Peniculida; Parameciidae.